CGCGUGAUCUCCUAGUAAGUCUAAGUACAAGUUUGCACGUUGUCGGAUCAUUAUUGCACAACCCGCCGACAGAGAGGGACAGCACAGGUACAAUGGUAGCCGAAGUUGACAGUUGCAGGUUAGCAAACGCCCAAUAGUAUGAAGACGUGUCUGCGUGUCUAGUUCAGCAACUCUGGGAUAGUACAUAGAUGCAGGAUCCAUGCCAGGGCCUCAGGUUGAAACUGCGAUGAGACUGGGACGGCUGGGACGGCCGCCAUCGAUCAUAUUUCUAGGCCACACGAUAGCACGUCAGUAUUAAGGAUCCUUGGGCUCAUGCACAUUCGGAACCCUGGGGUGUGCAAAUUGAAAGAAUGGGCAUAGUAAGGCAAGUGUUCAUACGAGUAACCCUUCAUGUGCACCAUGGUCGAAAGUGAAUGACUGCCUUGGUGUUGGAUCUCUGGUCUGCCUUCAAGGAAGAUGAACCUCUGCCAGUUCUUUUUUACACAGCCACCUGCUCGAGUGAACCGGGUCACAUAUCGACUCCCUCGAAAGUGCAUUCCGAUCGACGACGCAGCCCUUGCAAUGCCAAAACACACUCGAAAACGCCAAAAACUUGCCAAAGAUGAAGCCGUAAAACCACUCGGUUCCAACCAUCUCGCCGUUUUGACAGACGACGCGAGCAAAGACGAUGAAGAAAGACGUCUGGAAAGCAUGCUAUUUGGCACUCCUUAUGUUCCGUCGUCCUCCUCUUCUUCGUCAAAGAAAAAGACAGGGUUGGAUGUCGAGGCUGGGCUCGUAAUUACCGACGAAGAAGAGCCAGACGCAGGGGCGGAGUCGAAGGAAUUGGAACACAUGCUGGAUUCAGAUCUGUUCUUCAUUGAUGACGGUGUGGCACCCUCAACCUCGGACAGUUCUACUGUUCCGGACGCGGCACAGCUGGUCAUCCGGAAGUACCACAGUGAAAGCGAGAGCGAUGAUGAUGAAGAUGAUGAAGAGGAAAAUAGUGCACAAGAAACAGAUGAAGUUGAACACAUCUCUCAGGAGACCGAAAGUAUACCCGAGAUCGUCACCGAAGAACAAGACCAGACCACUUCCGCAGGGGAUGCGCAACCCGGCCGUAAAGCACCUGCAUGGGUAGACCCUGAUGACGCAAAUUUGCAAGUAUCCCUAACUGCGCACAGUCGUCUUCGAAAACUCCGUGAUGCACCUUCAGAAGAUACGGUCAACGGUCGAGAGUACGAGCGCAAGCUGCGCCGUCAAUUCGAACGUAUCAACCCAACCCCAGAGUGGGCAACAAAAGCACGGAAAAAGCUACACCCUUCAAAACGGAGGAGAUCGUCCGGUUCUGACUCCGACGUCGAUAACACUAUCGAAGAUAUCCUCCCUGACCUCCUAGCAUCAACAGGCGGCAUAUCGGCUGGGAAAAAACCGAGGGUGUUGACCCAGGGCGUGAUAUCAGUCGACUGUCUGCGUGAUGCCAACCAGGCAGCUCCCGCAGAGGGUGAAAUUAAAUCCGUCCAGUUUCACCCUUCCCCUCAGAUCCCCGUUCUCCUCACGGCAAGCACAGACAGACGUUUGAGGCUUUUCCACGUCGAUGGUUUGACAAACCCUCACGCACAAACUCUUCACAUCCCCUCUCUUCCCAUUACCAAUGCUGUUUUCCACCCGUCCGGCUCUUCCAUCUUCAUGACCGGUCCACGCCCCUUCUACUACACCUACGACUUCCAAUCUGGAGCGUCCCACCGCUCGCCGCGUGGGCUUUGGGGAACUACAUUCUCAUCAGCAAACCAAGAUACCAGCAUGGAGACGUGCGCGUUCAGCCCCGAUGGUGAUGUCCUUGCUGUAGCAGGCCGCCGUGGUUACAUUCAUCUCGUCGAUUGGCGCUCAGGGUCGGCGCAGGUCGUGGCGGGACUCAAGGCAAACGCAGCCGUCAAGUCGUUGUGGUGGUCUAGGGUACAGGACGGUGAGCUCCUAAGUCUGACGCAGGAUUCGCAGGUGUAUGUGUGGGACAUACGACAGCGAAAAUGUGUUAAGCGAUGGCAGGACGAGGGUGGAUUUGGCAGCAAAAUAAUGAGCGGAGACCAACGGGGUAACUAUCUGUCCAUUGGUUCGAACAUUGGGCUUGUCAACGUCUACAACGCUCGAAGUCUAGGUGAAGACUCGAAGCCAAAACCUCUCAAAACCCUGGGCAACUUGACGACGAAUAUCUCAUGUCUACGGUAUAACCACGACUCCCAGUUGCUUGCCAUGGCUAGCAACGUCAAAAGGGACCAACUACGUUUGGUCCACCUUCCAUCUCUGACGGUUUAUGGCAAUUGGCCAACGACCAAAACACCUCUUGCUCACGUUACUUCCAUGGACUUUUCCGUAGGAAGCGAGUAUUUCGCGAUAGGCAACAAUAAGGGCCGUGUCCUGCUGUAUCACCUUAGGGACUUCGCGCAACAAUGAUGACAUC
This is a messenger RNA of Pisolithus orientalis, 2434 nucleotides long. Its product is annotated as WD40-repeat-containing domain protein. Gene Ontology annotation, cellular component: Pwp2p-containing subcomplex of 90S preribosome; small-subunit processome. NCBI's taxonomy places the organism in Eukaryota, Fungi, Basidiomycota, Agaricomycetes, Boletales, Pisolithaceae. Gene Ontology annotation, molecular function: protein binding. Bases 457 to 2427 code for a protein of 656 amino acids. The record is from RefSeq and is a predicted model, not a curated record. Gene Ontology annotation, biological process: rRNA processing. The transcript has 5 exons.